UUGGCAGGUGUUCACAUUUCAAUUAAUGUAUCUAUGCCAAGUUAAAAGAAUGGGACAAAAAAUUGUCUUAAAAAGAGGUGUUCGUAUUUGAGAAAUGUUCAAAUGAACAAGUUUUACAAUACAGCCAAGUUAGAAAGUUUCCCUAUCAGACUACUGAAUGCGAAGAAUCAAGACGUUCACAAUUCUUCUGUAAACAAUCCACAUCCGGGUACUUUUAAGUAAAAUGGCAACUUCCUGUUCACGUGCAGCAUCAAAAUUCGGUAGAUUUUUCUUCGGAUAUGCUGUUAAUAGAUCAUCUAAUGUCUUAAAUCAAUGGGCGGGAAAGGGUCACUUGUACACCCAAGUUGUCUCCUGUGCUUCAAUUCACAAUGAUUCGCGAAGACAUCAUCCUCAGUCAUCACGUAAUUUCCGCGUACAGCAAGAUCAAGAUGAUGAAGAUGAACUCUAUGACGUUGAUGAAGAUGACUUGGAUGAUCUGAGACAGAAACAUCGGGAAGCUGCUCGAACACAACAUGCCUCAUCUGAAGGGCUAAAGUUUUCAGACUUUGAAAUUUCUGGCAAACUGAAAAAUAGACUAGAACAGCUUGGCUAUAAGGAGCCAUUUGAAAUCCAAGCCAAAACACUGCCACAUACAUUAGGCAACAGAGAUGUUAUUGGUAGAGCUCUAACUGGGAGUGGUAAAACUAUGGCAUUUUCCAUACCAAUUGUACAGAAACUACAAGGACGAAAGAGGGGCAGAACUAAGAGUCCUGUUGCAAUUGUGAUUUCUCCUACGAGGGAGUUAUGUUUACAAAUACACAAAAGUAUACAAGAACUUGACCCUGGUGUUAGGUGUGCAGCUUUAUAUGGAGGGGAUCCCUACCACAGACAGGAAAUGGUGAUUGACAGAGGCAUUGAUGUUGUAUGUGCCACUCCAGGAAGACUGAAUGACCAUAUAGAACGUGGAAAUAUUAUGAUUGAUGAACUUGAAUUCCUAUGUCUUGAUGAGGCUGAUGAAUUGCUAACACCCAAUUUCAAAGAACAAAUUGAAAAUAUUUUAAUGGAGUCCCCCAGGGAGAAGCAAGUUAUGCUGUUCAGUGCCACAUUACCUCCAAACAUCACACAGAUAACGAGACAGUAUAUGAAUGACCCAGUUCAUGUCGACAUAGCAGGAAGCCAGAAGCUCACAACACCUUUAUCUGUGAAACAUAUAUGCAUGAAGGCCCCCAGCUUUCACCACAUUACUCUUGUAAAGCAUCUCUUAGAUCAGUAUGAAGCAGAGAGGUGUAUUGUCUUCAUGGCUACCAAAGUGCAAUGCAAGGAGGCUACUAAUAAACUGCAAGCCAUGGGACUAAAGGCGGAGGCUAUACAUUCCGACUGCACCCAGAGACGCAGAGAGAACAUUAUGAAAGCAUUUAGGAAGGGCCUUAUCAAAGUCUUAGUGGCUACAGAUGUUGCAGCCAGAGGGCUAGAUAUACCAGAAACUGACCUCAUAAUACAAGUUGAGCCACCUAAGAAUGGAACGGAUUUCUACAUCCAUAGAUCUGGCAGGACUGGACGUGCAGGAAGGGAUGGUGUGGCUGUUCUUCUACAUUCAGGGAGAGAUUGGUUUCUUGUUAAAGAGAUUGAACGAUUGGUGAAACUUGAGCACGUCGAAGCUCCAGAUAUGAACAAAUAUAUGGUACAAGACAUUCUAGAACGUGUAAAGAAGGUCAGAGAAAACGAUAUCAAAAACAUUUUACCCCAGCUUGAGGAAUUAGACUUAGCCCCACCUAAGGGUAAAAUAAUACUUGCAGCCGCUAUGUCAAUAUUAAUGAAUGGCGGAAUGGAGAAAUCAGCCCCUGAGUCAAGAUUUGAACGGACAUCAUUCAGAAAUGACAGAUUUAACAAUCGUUUUGAUCGAAAUGAUCGCUACAGUAGAAAUUAUGAUUCUUAUGAUAGGAGUAAUUCUAGAUUUUCUGGUCAUAGGAAGCCUUUCAGAAGAGAUAGGCGAGACUUUAGUGAUGAGUGGGAAGACGAGCCAAGAAAUUACAGAGGCAAAGGAUUUAGUAGGCGAGGCCUAGCUGAUGAGGAUGACGAUGAUUUUUAAACCCACUGAGUUUAAAUUAUUGUCAAAA
Owenia fusiformis is the source of this 2096-nucleotide messenger RNA. NCBI's taxonomy places the organism in Eukaryota, Metazoa, Annelida, Polychaeta, Sabellida, Oweniidae. The record is from the annotation of a GenBank genome assembly.